GAAUGCCAAUAUAUGGAGUUGGACUUUAUCUUAAAUGCAAUAGAGAGCCUUCAUUAGUGUAAUAGCAUAGGGAAUUAGUGCUUUCAUUCAGCAAGUACAUUGAGUACCUACUAUGUACGAAGAAUUGUACUAGACUCUUAAACAACAAGAUUCAGUCAUUACACAAAUAAAUACAAAAGGAGAUCCUAGAAUGGAAGUUUUUAAAGAUUUUCCUUAAUUAUAGUGUACUCUAAGAUCUUAAACUUAUUCUUGGCUGGACAGAGAUGCUAUUGACAGAAUAAGAAUAGUAAUCACUAACACUUAGUGAGCUUAUGGCCAAGCAUAGUCUUAAAAAGAUUACAAGCAUGAUAUCCUUUAAUUUUCACAACAGUGUUAUGGGGUAGUUAUUAUUAUCUCUAUUUUUCAUAGGAAAGUACUAGUUUUGCGUGUAGUGGGUGCCCAAAGGGUGGAAGUAGCCAACCUGGAAGAGUGGGAAGGGAAUUCAGGAAAGGCUUAAUAAAGGGCAUGUGAUACUUGAAAGAUGAGUAGUAGUUAUUUGGAAAGUGGCAAGGAUAUUCCUGAUGGAGAGAACAGCAUAACAAAAUGAAUCUCAUGCCCAGAGGCAGAAAGCAGGGUAACACAUUAGAUAAAUGAAAAAAGUAGUUUAGUAUGGCUGAAGUGUAGGAGGCAAAGCAGGGAGCUGGAGAAGUUAGUAGGGCCCAGAUUAUGAAGGACUUUUUUAAAUCAAGCACAUUCAAUAGGACUUUUUAAAUGUAGAAUGGUUCAUUAUGCUUGGGCAGAAAUGAACUGACCAGCUCCUAAAAGAGCACAUCAGCUUGCUUUGUGGGAUUAUCUCACCCUUGUAGAUGUGUAUGGCCCCGGAAUUCCAGCUGCCAACUAAGUGGCUGAAGAUAAGUGGACCAGAGUUUGAAUUAGACUUAGCCCUCCCAGGCCCAAUACUUCAAAGCAUCUUACCUCUGCUCAAUAUAUAUUACUUGGAGAGGAUUGAGGAAACUGCCCUCAAGAAAGGCCUCUCCACUCAGGCUAUCUGGCGCCGACUAUGGGAUGAGCUGAUGAAGACAAGGCCUUCCGGUCUAGAAAGUGUGACGUGUUGGCGAGCCAAGUUUAUGGAGGCCUUUUUUUCCCAUGUUCUACGUGGAACCAUUGAUGUGUCUUCUGACAGGCGUCUUUGUGACCAGCGCUUCUCACCUCUUCUGCAUAGCUCCCGCCAUGUCCGGCAGCUCACCAUCUGCAACAUGCUGCAGGGUGCAACUGAGCUGGUGGCUGAGCCCAACCGCAGGGUUCUGGAGACCCUGGCCAGUUCCCUGCAUACCCUCAAGUUCCGCCACCUGCUAUUCUCUGAUGUGGCUGCUCAGCAGUCACUUCGGCAGCUGUUACAUCAGCUUAUUCACCACGGGGCUGUCAGCCAGGUGUCGCUGUACUCCUGGCCUGUGCCUGAGUCAGCCCUUUUCAUCCUUAUCCUCACCAUGAGUGCUGGCUUCUGGCAGCCAGGCCCUGGUGGCCCUUCCUGCCGCCUCUGUGGAGAGGCCUCCCGAGGCCGGGCUCCAUCCCGAGAUGAAGGGUCUCUCCUGCUGGGCUCACGCAGGCCACGCAGGGAUGCUGCUGAGCGAUGUGCUGCAGCCCUGAUGGCUUCCCGUCGGAAGAGUGAAGCCAAGCAGACGGCCAGAGCCACACCUGCCACUCGAGUUACACGCCGGAGCACACAGGAGAGCCUAAGAGCAGGCGGGAUAGACCCUAAGAGGGAGCUGCACCCUCCAGCCACCUCCCAUGAGGCUCCUGGCACCAAGCGGCCACCCUCUGCUCCAGCCACCAGCUCCUCUGUCUCUCCCUCUCCUUCCACAUCUGCACCCAAAAGGGCUCCAGCCAGCUCAGCCCCACAGCCUAAGUCCCUAAAGCGUUUUAAGCGAGCCACAGGGAAAAAGGGUGCUCGCACUCGUCAGGGGUCUGGUGCAGAGUCUGAAGACCUGUAUGACUUUGUUUUCAUUGUGGCUGGUGAGAAGGAAGAUGGGGAAGAGAUGGAGAUUGGGGAAGUGGCUUGUGGAGCUUUGGAUGGGUCAGAUCCCAGCUGCCUGGGGCUUCCAGCACUGGAGGCCUCCCAACGAUUCCGCAGCAUUUCCACCUUGGAGCUAUUCACAGUUCCACUCUCCACAGAGGCAGCUCUGACACUGUGCCACCUGCUGAGCUCCUGGGUGUCCCUGGAGAGUCUCACACUAUCCUAUAAUGGCCUGGGAUCUAACAUCUUCCGCCUGCUAGACAGCCUGCGGGCCCUGUCAGGCCAGGCUGGAUGUCGCCUCCGUGCCCUGCAUCUCAGUGACCUGUUCUCACCACUGCCCAUCCUGGAGCUGACACGUGCCAUUGUGCGAGCCCUGCCCCUACUGCGGGUCCUCUCUAUUCGUGUCGACCACCCCAGCCAAAGGGACAACCCUGCUGUGCCAGGGAAUGCAGGGGCCCCUAGCCACAUAAUUGGGGAUGAAGAGAUACCAGAAAACUGCCUGGAACAGCUGGAGAUGGGAUUUCCAAGGGGAGCCCAGCCAGCCCCACUGCUCUGCUCUGUACUGAAGGCCUCAGGUUCUCUGCAGCAGUUGUCCCUGGAUAGCACCACCUUUGCCUCUCCCCAGGAUUUUGGGCUUGUGUUGCAGACACUCAAAGAGUACAACCUAGCCCUGAAGAGGCUGAGCUUCCACGACAUGAAUCUGGCAGACUGUCAGAGCGAGGUGCUCUUUUUGCUACAGAAUCUGACUCUUCAAGAGAUUACCUUCUCCUUCUGCCGUCUGUUUGAGAAGCGCCCGGCCCAAUUUCUGCCUGAGAUGGUUGCUGCUAUGAAGGGCAACUCCACAUUGAAGGGCCUCCGGCUGCCAGGGAACCGCCUGGGGAAUGCUGGCCUCCUGGCCCUGGCAGAUGUUUUCUCAGAGGAUUCAUCCUCCUCUCUGUGUCAGCUGGACAUCAGUUCCAACUGUAUCAAGCCAGAUGGGCUUCUGGAGUUCGCAAAGCGGUUGGAGCGCUGGGGUCGUGGAGCCUUUGGUCACCUGCGCCUCUUCCAGAACUGGCUGGACCAGGAUGCAGUCACAGCCAGAGAAGCUAUCCGGCGGCUCCGGGCCACCUGCCACGUGGUUAGCGACUCGUGGGACUCAUCCCAGGCUUUCGCAGAUUAUGUCAGCACCAUGUGAUGGGGCUCCAUGCCUCACAGGUCCAUGCUCAGUACCAUCAGCUUGUAGGGGCUGAGGCAUGGGCUGCCCAGAACUCCCAAACAAUUCUGUCUUUCUCUUUCUGCCACCUUUCUUUCUCUAUUUUCCUUCUUCCCUUGCACUGAGGUUCUGGAGGCCUUGAUGGGGCCCAGCAAAGGCAUUCCCAGAACUGGGUUUAGAGGCUUUGGGCCUCUUACUCAGUAAUCUGAGAACCCUGGGCCAGGAGGUUACAGUGGUGAUCAGCCACUGAGGACAGUCCCCCUUCCCCUGCUCCAGAGUUCCUGCUUUCCCACCUCAAGCAGGUACCCAAGCUUUAGAGAAAUAUAGGAGUGCCCACUACCAGGCCUCUUCUCUGCUGGGCUCGCCAUGAUGCUCCCAGGCCUCAGUCCCUUUCAUACCUUUAUUCGUUUUUUUUUAACCAAAAAAGUUUUUCUUAUAAAAUAAAUUUUGGGCAAACAUCA
Miniopterus natalensis is the source of this 3646-nucleotide messenger RNA. It is a transcript of the gene LRRC41, whose product is annotated as leucine rich repeat containing 41. NCBI's taxonomy places the organism in Eukaryota, Metazoa, Chordata, Mammalia, Chiroptera, Miniopteridae. Gene Ontology annotation, cellular component: cytoplasm; nucleus. The record is from RefSeq and is a predicted model, not a curated record.